GCCACCUCCUGGCUGGGUACGCCGUCACGCCGGACCGGACGCAAAAGAAACCGGAACUCCUCAGCCGAGGGUGCCCGUUUCCGGAGGGAGCUUGAAUCCUGACGCGAACGACUGCGACGCCGGGAAGCCGACUUCCGGAGCCUUGUUUUUUCACUGAGUCUCAGGGGCGGGAAAGCAGUGAGAGAGCGGCGGUGGCAGGGAAGUGGCCGCAGCAAUGAGGCAGAAGCACUACCUUGAAACUGCGGCUCGGGGACUACGAGAUAGCUGCCCGGGUCAGGCCCGAUAUCUUCUCUGGGCCUAUGGUUCGUCACACGAUGAUAAUAGCACUUUUGAAGAAACAUGUCCAUACUGUUUCCAGUUGUUGGUUCUGGAUAACUCUCGAGUUCGCCUCAAACCCAAAUCCAAAUUGACACCCAAAAUACAGAAACUUCUUAAUCGAGAAGCAAGAAAUUAUACACUCAGUUCUAAAGAAGCAAAAAUUGUGAAAAAGUACAAAGACUCCAAAAGUGUCUUGUUGGUUACUUGUAAAACAUGCAAUAGAACAGUUAAACAUCAUGGUAAAAGUAGAAGCUUUCUGUCAGCAUUGAAGAGCAAUCCUGCCACUCCUACAAGCAAACUCAGUGUGAAGACACCAGAGGGAAAGACUCUGAAUUCUGCAAACCUAAGUCAUAAUAUGUCUGGUUCCAAAGGCAAGAGCCCAGCAUUGAUUUUCAGAACACCUACAUCUGAACAGUCAGCAUCUACUGGCUCCUCAAAUACUACGAGCAAAACAAAGAAACACUUCUCUCGACUAAAAAUGUUGCUUAGUCAAAAUGAAUCCCAAAAGAAUCCAAAGGUGGACUUCAGAAAUUUCUUAUCUUCUUUGAAGAGUAGUCUUUGAAAAUAAGAAAUGCCUAAUGCAAUUUCUGAAACUAAAAGUUAAUAAAACAACUUUUUAAACAUUUAUUCUUUUAAUA
Microcebus murinus (gray mouse lemur) is the source of this 956-nucleotide messenger RNA. It is a transcript of the gene RMP24, whose product is annotated as ribonuclease MRP subunit p24. The record is from RefSeq and is a predicted model, not a curated record. Lineage: Eukaryota; Metazoa; Chordata; Mammalia; Primates; Cheirogaleidae.